UGCUGAGGAUUUUAUAGUUUCUGACUUCAUCAAACCGGCUGUGGAAAAAGUAGCGGACCCAAAUCAGUUCGGAACGGUAUUUGGAUCAUCCACUGUACUGGCACUCAUAAGCAUGAUACACAAUUGGCUUGAAGCAACAGACGGAAACGGAGCGUCAGUUCGGGUCCUUCUUUUUGAUUACCGAAAGGCCUUUGACCUAAUAGAUCAGUCCAUCCUAAUAUCAAAACUGAAUCAACUGGACAUUCCGAAGAGCGUUAUUAACUGGAUAGUUGACUUCCUUUCAAAUAGGUCUCAGAGAGUUAAACUUGGCAAUGACUGUUUCUCUUAGUGGAGCAAAGUGCCUGCUGGAGUACCACAGGGAACCAAACUGGGCCCCUGGCUUUUCCUUUUAAUGAUAAACGAUUUGUCAGUUUCGCUCGACAUUUUUAAUCUGUGGAAAUACGUUGACGAUACGACGGUAUCAGAAACCGUCCCGAAAGGAAAGAUUAGUCACGUGCAAAGUGCAGUUGACCAAGUACAGUCCUGGUCUGAGGAAAAUCUAUUUCAAUUGAAUUGCGCAAAAACCAAAGAACUGUUGAUCAGCUUUAGCCCUCAAUACCCCCAUUUUCCCAAAACCAACGUGGACGGGGAACAAAUUGAAUCUGUGCAGUGUGUUAAACUUCUUGGACUCAAUAUUAAUUCAACUCUAACUUGGAACAACCAUAUUACAGAAAUAAUAAAGAAAUCCAACUCAAAACACUAUUUUUUGAUUCAACUUAAGCGGGCUAAAGUACCUACAAUCGAUCUUGUAGCAAUCUAUUGCGCAACCAUCAGGUCCUGCCUAGACUACGCCUGCCCAGUGUUCCACCAUGCACUUCCGAAAUAUCUACAAGUCGAUAUGGAGAGAGUGCAGAAAAGAGCCCUCGCAUGCAUCUUCCCUGGAGCAUCAUACAAAGAAGCCCUCGAUCAAGCAAACAUCCCAAGCUUGAGAACCCACCAAGAACAGUUGACAUCGACACUUUUCCGAUCAGUUUUAGAAAACAAAAACAACAAAAUUCAUUCUUUAAUCCCAAAAAGUUAUCAGGCUAAUUACAAUUUUAGGAAACAGAGGAAUUUCAAUCUUAAUCGUUGUAAGACCGACAGAGCGGCAACAAGUUUCAUAAAUAUGUGUUGCAGAAACAGUUUGUACAAUUAAUUAAUGUGAAGUUACGCAAUUCAGUUUUAUCUGCAAUGUAAUUUUAAUAAAACACAGUCUAUCUAUCUCUCU
This is a messenger RNA of Pocillopora damicornis (cauliflower coral), 1246 nucleotides long. RefSeq lists its product as uncharacterized. The record is from RefSeq and is a predicted model, not a curated record. NCBI's taxonomy places the organism in Eukaryota, Metazoa, Cnidaria, Anthozoa, Scleractinia, Pocilloporidae.